UAUAAUGACAGUAGUUUGAGACUGUUUAUGCAAAAUCUAGUGCAGAAGUUACUGUCUUUAUGACAAAUUGCGACAGGUGUGGUGAAAUUUCAUGAUGUUAUUAACUCAUGCAAACACCACAUUUUGGUGUUGAGAGCUGAUCAGAACCUGAUGCACUUCAACUAAGAUAUUAGUAGUAAUAAGUAGGCAGAAGAGGAUUCCGCGUGCCAACUUUGUGGGAUUAUACUGGGUAUGUUGUUGAAGUGGGUACUCUGUGUGCUAAUGAAUUUGCUCAUAUUUUGUGGAUUUCUUAAUGCACAAAGCUAUUAAGUUCGGCGAAGUCCAUAUAUUACACUCUAUAUCCGCCCUUCUGUCGUUGUUCUCUCUCUCUUUUUUAUUAUUGCCCCAAGAAGAGGGGGCAGAAAUUUGGAAUGUAGAAUUGGAAGAAGCCAUGUGAGACCAACUUUGAAGAAUGAAGAUCUAUAUACUCAAAUCAUUAGCACUUUAGCAUCCCCAAAGUUUGAUACAACCCAUUUUUUGCUCAACUUACCAAGUUGUAUUGCAACUUCUUUUAUAACAAUGAUGUUUGGGUCAACUUGAGCACACCUAGAUUAAUAGGUAAUAGGUUACCAACACGCCAAAUAACUCUAUCCAUCAAGACUUGGACAAAUAGGAUUACCUAGUGAUUCUCGACCUACUUUAUUGAGUGAUCAUACAACUUUAAACUCUUAUAUGAUUAUUCUCUGUGCUAUUAAUAUUAUUUUUGUCCAUAAAUUUGGGCAUCCCCUCCUUUGUGGAAUCCCUUUCUCUUGAAUACAGUUCAACUAAUAUACAAAAAGGAGGAAUUAAUUAAGAAUACAAUUAAGAGGUACCCUUUAUGCAGUUAGUUCCCAUGCAUGUGCACUGCCAUCUCACAGAGUUAGCUUUUUUUGCACACAAUUUUGCAAACUCAUAUUGUCCUAUGAUAGAAGUUUGAUUCUCCUCAUUUUCAGUAUAUAAAAGCUUGUUAACUAACUGGUUUCUCCUCAUUAGUCAUCAGCAGAGAAUAUGGGUAAAGAAGCCAAACAUGUUAGUCAUAUUUUGCUUUCUUGAAUUUAUUUCAUUUGUGAGAUUCAAUAGACUAUGAGAAAUGUUCACAUUGUUGAGUAUUAUGUUUGAUAGGAGACCGUUACGAAGAUAGAAGAAGUCAAACAACCUUCUCCUUUCAUUUUGUAUGUAGACUUGCAUUGUAUAGGAUGUGCUAAGAAGAUUGAGAAGACCAUUUCCAAGAUUAGAGGGGUUGAGAGAGUAAUGAUAGAUAUGGUGCAAAACCAGGUGAUGAUAGAUGGAGUGAUCGAACCACAAGCAGUGUGCGCCAGUAUUGUUAAGAAAACAAAGAGAGUAGCAAAAAUAUUGUCACCCCCGGCACAAGGCGAGGAUGAACCUAUUUGUGAAGUUGUUGCUUCAGAGGUUAGCAGGUUGACAACAGUUGAGCUUAUUGUCAACAUGCAUUGUGAGGCAUGUGCCAAGCAACUUAAAAGAAAAGUUCUACAAAUGAGAGGAGUGAGAACAGCUGAAACAUAUCUGAGCUUAGGGAAAGUGAUAGUAACAGGAAGCAUCAACGCCAACAAGCUCGUUGACUAUGUUUACAGGCGAACAAAAAAGCAGGCGAAAGUUGUCCUUCAACCUGAACCCUGGAAACCUACGGAAGAACCAAAGAGUGAAGAUCCAAAUUCAAAUCGAGAUGAAGAGGCUAAGAAACUCGAAGAGGAAGAAAAGAACGAAGAUAGGAAAGACGGUAAGAAGGCAUCAGAAGGAGAAGAAGAAAUCAUCAAUAAGAUGAUGUAUUAUAGCCAACCACUUAAUGUCAUCGAAAGAUCAAUCCCUCCACCUCAGUCCUCACCUCUUCUCCGACGAAAAUCCUGAUGCAUGUUGCAUAAUGCAACCACUAAUAACAGUUAUGUGAAAGAUCAUUUUCUUCUAUUCAAUUUGUAAGUGGUCAUAGGAGGGAGACCAUUUUCUUUGUUGGAUGACCAACUCGUAUGUUUCUUGCAUUUUACGAGACAAGGGUGCAACAGAUAACAGAUGAUAAUGCCAGAAGAAAAAAAUCAGACCUUAUAUACAUAAGGUUUCAAUAUCAUCUCUAUGUAAUUGAAAGCAUAAGGUGAAAGCAUUUCGAUGCUAAAUUAUCAUAAGGAUGUGUGUAUAACCAUAGAAAAGGUUUUAACGAUUACUAUUUUCUAGAGGGAGGACUAAGACAAGGAGUAAAACUAGUCCCAGACUCAAAG
Messenger RNA from Capsicum annuum, 2246 nucleotides. Its product is annotated as heavy metal-associated isoprenylated plant protein 9. Gene Ontology annotation, molecular function: metal ion binding. The record is from RefSeq and is a predicted model, not a curated record. Bases 1270 to 1884 code for a protein of 204 amino acids. Lineage: Eukaryota; Viridiplantae; Streptophyta; Magnoliopsida; Solanales; Solanaceae. The transcript is spliced from 4 exons.